This is a messenger RNA of Lichtheimia ornata, 390 nucleotides long. RefSeq lists its product as uncharacterized. The transcript has a single exon. Bases 1 to 390 code for a protein of 129 amino acids. The record is from RefSeq and is a predicted model, not a curated record. Lineage: Eukaryota; Fungi; Mucoromycota; Mucoromycetes; Mucorales; Lichtheimiaceae.
AUGAUUCGGAUUCUACAACCAUUGUUGGGCAAGUAUGUGCACGUGUUUAUCGAUGAUAUCAUUGUUUAUUCUCGCACGUUGGAUGAACAUGUGGCACAUUUGAAGCAAGUCUUUGAUAUCUGCAAGGAGGCUAAUUUACGAAUCAAGAAGGCCAAAUGCAUGUUUGCAAGUGAUAGCGUUGAGUAUCUUGGUCAUCAAAUCACACGUGAAGGAUUGAAGCCUACGGAUCGAAACGUCAAGAAGGUGUUGGACAUGGUGGCACCAAGUAGCAAGGCAGAUGUGCGGUCAUUUUUGGGUAUGGUGGGAUACUAUCGCCGUUUUAUCCCUGAUUUUGCGGACAAGGCACAGCCCAUGCAACAAUUGAUCAAGGCCAAGAGUGAAUUUGUUUAG